Molecule: messenger RNA, 914 nt
Organism: Pelmatolapia mariae (spotted tilapia)
Lineage: Eukaryota; Metazoa; Chordata; Actinopteri; Cichliformes; Cichlidae
Product: ras-associating and dilute domain-containing protein-like
Exons: 3
Coding region: 10-375 (121 amino acids)
Biological process (GO): cell-cell adhesion; receptor localization to synapse; embryo development
Cellular component (GO): cell junction; basolateral plasma membrane
Molecular function (GO): protein binding
Source: RefSeq, a predicted model, not a curated record
UGCAGCAAUAUGAAAACACUCGUAGAACUAAAAGAAGAAGAGGAGGAGCAGGGAGAUGAAGAAGAAGCAGAUGAAGAGGUUUUUAGCCUGGAGCUGGAGCGAGGUGAAAGAGGGAUUGGUCUUGCUCUAAUAGACACAAGGGACACUUCUUUGAAGGCGAAGGGCAUCUUUAUUCGUGCAGUGGUCCCAGACUCUCCAGCUGCCCGGUGUGAGAAGCUGUUACCAGGAGACAGGAUCUUGGCUGUUAAUGGAAUCAGCCUUCUUGGACUGGACUACCAAAACGGGAGGGAGCUGAUCCAGUCAUCAGGGGCCAGACUGAGGUUACUCGUGUCCAGAUCAAACUGGAUGGCUAAGAUUAUACAGAAUGAGUGCUGACGCUACAUUUGCUGAGAGACUUGUGACAACCAUCAGCACUUAAAGAUGAUUCUGAGAGCUUUUGGAAUUUUCAAGUUAAAGGAUAUGGACAAUUUAAAGAAAAUCUUCAAUCUUCUAUCAGGUUUUAGAUGUUUUGCAGCUUUUUAAUUUACAUCACAGUGGCAUCAUAGUCCUUUUUUGUGUGUGGUCAAGGUUACAUUAGUGUUAUCAUUUCCAUUGGUAGAAGACAAGACCUUUUCUCUCCAUGCUCUCUCCAAAUACAACACCGUCACCCCAGGAAUAAGAAAGCUGAUGCAAUAACACACAAGGAACAUUUUUCACAGUGUUAUCAAAGUUCCACUCCCUUGUUUAGUCUGGCAUCAUUAGACAUUUCUGGAUCCAAGUAUUUCUUCACUUCAAAAGAAGCAAACGAGCACUGAGGCACUACUGGGAGUAAAAACUGUGGCUGUUCUCCCCGGUUUUGCAAUAACAUUUAACAUUCAGACAUCCAUGACAAAGACGAUUUAUGAGGUCGUAACCAGAAGUAAGUUAGCUAGAUA